This is a messenger RNA of Colletotrichum graminicola M1.001, 351 nucleotides long. Its product is annotated as biotrophy-associated secreted protein 3. NCBI's taxonomy places the organism in Eukaryota, Fungi, Ascomycota, Sordariomycetes, Glomerellales, Glomerellaceae. The transcript has 3 exons. The coding region runs from base 1 to 351 and encodes 116 amino acids. The record is from RefSeq and is a predicted model, not a curated record.
AUGCAGUUCACCAACAUUCUCUUUGCUCUCCUCCCGGUGCUGGCCACCGCUGCCACCGCUGCCACCGCUGCCACCCCUACCACCGCUGCCCCCGUUACCAACGCUUCCACCCCUCCCAUCCCUGUUUCCGACGACUUGUGUCCCGCCGAACUCCGUACUACCUGCCCUCAGAGCAGUGAUGGCGUUCAGCGUUGCCUCAAGCUCAACGGUUCAGCUCUUUGUGUGAUUGACUGCCAGUCGACCUCUGUCUGCCGCACCCAGUGCCAGCUGCAGGGCCACAUCAACGGGUUCUGCACUAUCGGCAACAACCCUUGCAUCUGCAGUGACAUCGACGGCGGCUCCAACGCCUAA